Molecule: messenger RNA, 1581 nt
Organism: Xylaria bambusicola
Lineage: Eukaryota; Fungi; Ascomycota; Sordariomycetes; Xylariales; Xylariaceae
Exons: 2
Coding region: 1-1581 (526 amino acids)
Cellular component (GO): cytoplasm
Molecular function (GO): ubiquitin protein ligase activity; zinc ion binding
Source: RefSeq, a predicted model, not a curated record
AUGACUUUUCCUCCGCCGCCCUCUGUCGUCCCUAACGACUCCGUCGAGAUGGACAACACAAACAGUGAUACUUCGCCUCGCCGCGAUAGUAUCUCCCAGAGAUCUGAAAACUCCCAAACCGCAGCUGACUUUAUCAGAGAUCAGAUGCAGUUGGAAGCUGAUGCUCGCGAGGCGCUACCUUAUAGCAUCAAGAAUUGUACCAAGCCUCUCGGCGCCCUGCGCCAAAGCGUCUACGCUUGCCUUACGUGCAACCCCCCGCCACUCGACCCCAAUGAGCCCUUCAACACCGCUGGCAUCUGCUACUCAUGCUCUGUUCAGUGCCACGGCGAGCAUGAGCUGGUUGAGAUUUUCCAGAAGCGCAAUUUUACUUGUGACUGUGGCACCACGCGUUUCAAAGCCGACCAGCCGUGUACACUGCGCAUCAAUCCGGACACCAAUACUCGUGGCAACGUUCACUCCGAACAGCCGGACCCCAACAACAAGUACAACCAAAACUUCCGCAACCGCUUCUGCUCGUGCUCAAUAGACUAUAAGGCUCAGGAGCAGAAGGGCAUCAUGUUUCAGUGUCUUGGACUUGGCACUCAUGAGACUGGUGGUUGUGGCGAGGACUGGUAUCACCCGGGUUGCCUAGUUGGACAGGGGCCCAAAUGGUAUGAGAAGCUAUCUAAACAGAGCCGCCCCAAACCUGCUGGCAGCAACACCUUGGAUCCUAUAUAUGAAGAUCACGUCCAGGCAGCCGGCAAUGGGCACCGGACAGCUGAGGCUGAAACCGUGGUAGAGGAAGAUGAUGAAGACGUGCCUCUACCAGCGGGGUUUCCACAGGAACAAGAUUUUUCUCUACUUUUGUGCUACAAAUGUGUUGAAGCUUACCCGUGGAUCAAGCGUUAUGUUGGAGCCCCGGGAUUUCUACCUCCCGUCUUUCUGCAUAAGUCUGACAACGACGAUACAGCACCGUCAGGAGUCACCAAGAGAAAAUUGGAAGAUGAUGACAGCAAUACAGUUAGUGAGCUGAGCAAGCGUAUGAAGACCGACCCGGACAUCAAGGAGGGGGAUAGUUCGUCAAAUAUCGCUUUGUCAACGCAAACGAAGCAAGAAAAACCAGAAGGCGCGGUGACCCCCAGCCUGCCGGAAUGCAAGCUCAAGUCUUUACCACCUGCACCGGAUGGCGUGUUCUCCAUCUUUGCUGGGGCAGAUUUCCGCGAUCACAUCUGUCACUGCCCUGAUUGCUUUCCGAAGCUUAAGCCCCAUCCACAGUUACUAGAACCUGAGGAAGAGUACCAGCCGUCCCUAUCAGAAGGUUCGGAGAAUGGGUCUACUCAUUGCAGCGGAUCUCUUUAUGAGCGCGGCGAAUCCGCGCUGAAGAAUGUUGACCGUGUUCGUGCAAUAGAAGGCGUGAUGGCCUAUAACAACCUCAAAGAAAAGCUAAAGCCCUUCUUCCAGCAAUUCGCUGAAAGUGGAAAAGCUAUUGGCGCUGAGGAUAUCAAGGAAUAUUUUGCAAAGUUGAGAGGCGACGAGCAAGCCAUCCGAGAAGCUAGCGAAGCUGCUAGGGAAGAUCAUCGAAAAGAACAAAGCGGGUACUAG